This is a messenger RNA of Lontra canadensis (Northern American river otter), 1546 nucleotides long. It is a transcript of the gene ADSS1, whose product is annotated as adenylosuccinate synthase 1. Lineage: Eukaryota; Metazoa; Chordata; Mammalia; Carnivora; Mustelidae. Gene Ontology annotation, biological process: 'de novo' AMP biosynthetic process; IMP metabolic process. Bases 38 to 1411 code for a protein of 457 amino acids. The transcript is spliced from 13 exons. Gene Ontology annotation, cellular component: cytoplasm. The record is from RefSeq and is a predicted model, not a curated record. Gene Ontology annotation, molecular function: adenylosuccinate synthase activity; GTP binding.
CUCCCGUGGCCCAGCGCAGCUGAGGAGCCAGACCAACAUGUCGGGGACCCGCGCCUCCAACGACCGGCCCCCGGGCUCAGGUGGCGUCAAGCGUGGGAGGCUGCAGCAGGAGGCGGCGGCCACCGGCUCCCGGGUGACCGUGGUGCUGGGCGCGCAGUGGGGGGACGAGGGCAAAGGCAAGGUGGUGGACCUGCUGGCCACGGACGCCGACAUCGUCAGCCGCUGUCAGGGGGGCAACAACGCCGGACACACCGUGGUGGUGGACGGCAGGGAGUAUGACUUCCACCUGCUGCCCAGCGGCAUCAUCAACACCAAGGCCGUGUCCUUCAUCGGCAACGGGGUGGUCGUCCACUUACCCGGCUUGUUCGAAGAAGCAGAAAAAAAUGAGAAGAAAGGGCUGAAGGACUGGGACAAGAGGCUCGUCAUCUCCGACCGCGCGCACCUCGUGUUUGACUUUCACCAGGCCGUCGACGGGCUGCAGGAAGUGCAACGGCAGGCCCAGGAGGGCAAGAAUAUCGGCACCACCAGGAAGGGCAUCGGACCCGCCUACUCUUCCAAGGCCGCCCGCAUGGGCCUCCGUGUCUGUGACCUCCUGUCGGACUUCGAUGAAUUUUCCGCCAGAUUCAAGAACCUGGCCCGCCAGCACCAGUCCAUGUUCCCCAGCCUGGAAGUGGACGUCGAAGGGCAACUCAAAAGGCUCAAGGCCUUUGCUGAACGGAUCCGACCCAUGGUGCGAGACGGCGUCUACUUUAUGUACGAGGCGCUCCAUGGCACCCCCAAAAAAAUCCUCGUGGAAGGUGCCAAUGCAGCCCUCCUUGAUAUUGACUUCGGGACCUACCCCUUUGUGACGUCCUCCAACUGCACCGUGGGCGGCGUGUGCACAGGCCUGGGCAUCCCCCCACAGAACAUAGGCGAGGUCUAUGGCGUGGUGAAGGCCUACACCACACGCGUGGGCAUUGGGGCCUUCCCCACCGAGCAGAUCAAUGAAAUCGGAGACCUGCUACAGAGCCGUGGCCACGAGUGGGGGGUGACCACGGGCAGGAAGAGGCGCUGCGGCUGGCUAGACCUGAUGAUUCUCAGAUACGCGCACAUGGUCAACGGCUUCACCGCGCUGGCCUUGACAAAACUAGACAUUCUGGAUGCCCUGGACGAGGUGAAGGUCGGCGUCUCAUACAAGCUGAACGGAAAAAGGAUCCCCUAUUUCCCAGCGAACCAGGAGAUACUGCAGAAGGUUGAAGUUGAGUACGAGACGCUGCCCGGGUGGAAGGCGGACACCACGGGAGCCAGGAAGUGGGAGGACCUGCCCCCGCAGGCCCAGAACUACGUGCGGUUUGUGGAGAAUCACGUUGGAGUGGCAGUGAAAUGGGUUGGUGUUGGCAAAUCAAGGGACUCGAUGAUCCAGCUGUUUUAGACAGAGACAGCGCUGGCCCAGCAGUCCCCAGCGGUCCUGUCCCACCUUGACAGCCAGAGUCAGCGCCCGGAAGGAAGAAGUAGGAAAACUAUUUUCUGUACUUUUAUAUUUCUCGCUAAGCCUUCAGCUCAGCCA